Molecule: messenger RNA, 7388 nt
Organism: Mustela lutreola (European mink)
Lineage: Eukaryota; Metazoa; Chordata; Mammalia; Carnivora; Mustelidae
Gene: CNOT11
Product: CCR4-NOT transcription complex subunit 11
Exons: 7
Coding region: 77-1615 (512 amino acids)
Biological process (GO): mRNA catabolic process; negative regulation of translation
Cellular component (GO): CCR4-NOT complex
Source: RefSeq, a predicted model, not a curated record
GCUUUACGGCCGUGGGGACGGACGAGCAGGCGCCAGGGCUACUGCGGCCGGGAAGCAGGGCAGGCGGGUGAGGUUGAUGCCCGGUGGCGGGGUGAGCUCGGCGUCUGGCCGGCUACUCACCGCCGCGGAGCAAAGGGGUGCCCGGGAAGCGGCGGGGUCGGCGUUCAGGAGCGGUGCGGGGGGCUCCAUCGGGGGCGGCGGCAGAAGCGGAGCAGGCGGCCCCGGGCUGGGCAGUGGAGGCCCGGGGGGGCCCACGGGCAGGAUGAGCCUGACCCCGAAGGAGCUCUCGAGCCUGCUGAGCAUCAUUUCUGAGGAGGCGGGCGGCGGCAGCACCUUCGAGGGCCUGUCCACCGCCUUUCACCACUACUUCAGCAAGGCCGACCACUUCCGCCUGGGCUCGGUGCUCGUCAUGCUGCUGCAGCAGCCGGACCUGCUGCCCAGCGCGGCGCAACGCCUCACCGCGCUCUACCUGCUCUGGGAGAUGUACCGCACGGAGCCGCUCGCCGCCAACCCCUUUGCCGCCAGCUUCGCGCACCUGCUCAACCCCGCGCCACCGGCCCGCGGCGGCCAGGAGCCAGACAGGCCGCCGCUCUCAGGAUUUUUGCCUCCUAUAACUCCACCAGAAAAGUUUUUUCUUUCCCAGCUGAUGCUGGCACCCCCAAGAGAACUCUUCAAAAAGACACCUCGACAGAUUGCACUGAUGGAUGUUGGAAACAUGGGCCAGUCUGUGGAUAUUAGUGGGCUUCAGCUAGCCUUGGCUGAACGCCAGUCUGAAUUGCCAACCCAAAGUAAAGCUAGCUUCCCUAGUAUUCUCAGUGACCCAGACCCAGACUCUUCUAAUUCUGGAUUUGACAGCUCGGUUGCCUCUCAAAUCACAGAAGCUUUAGUCAGUGGACCAAAGCCACCUAUUGAAAGCCAUUUCCGCCCAGAGUUUAUUCGUCCACCACCUCCACUCCACAUUUGCGAAGAUGAGCUGGCUUGGCUGAAUCCAACAGAGCCUGACCAUGCAAUUCAGUGGGACAAAUCAAUGUGUGUCAAGAACAGCACUGGUGUGGAGAUCAAGCGAAUAAUGGCCAAAGCCUUCAAAAGCCCCUUAUCUUCUCCUCAACAAACACAGCUCUUGGGUGAGCUGGAAAAAGACCCCAAACUCGUUUACCAUAUUGGCCUCACUCCAGCCAAACUUCCUGACCUGGUGGAAAACAACCCUCUGGUUGCUAUAGAAAUGCUGCUAAAGUUAAUGCAGUCAAGCCAGAUCACGGAGUAUUUUUCCGUCCUGGUCAACAUGGACAUGUCUUUGCAUUCAAUGGAAGUUGUAAAUCGACUAACUACAGCUGUUGAUCUACCUCCUGAAUUUAUUCACCUUUAUAUAUCAAAUUGCAUCUCUACUUGUGAACAAAUUAAGGAUAAAUAUAUGCAGAAUCGUUUGGUGCGUCUUGUGUGUGUCUUUCUCCAGUCCUUGAUCCGUAACAAAAUUAUUAAUGUGCAGGACUUGUUUAUAGAAGUGCAGGCAUUCUGUAUUGAGUUCAGUAGGAUACGAGAAGCUGCUGGCCUUUUUCGUUUGUUGAAGACACUGGAUACUGGAGAAACACCUUCUGAGACCAAAAUGUCGAAAUAAUAACCUCAUCAGAACCACAUUCUUUGUUCAGCUGUAUUGUGACUUAAUUUUUAAAACUGUUAGAACCUUGAGUGGAUCGUUUGGCCUAAUGCAUAUAAACACCCCUUUAUCUACUUAAAGCAAAAGUUUCCUUUCCUAGAUGACUUUUUCCUUGAGAUGGAUUUUUGGUAAGAACUUGGAAAAAUGUGUCUCUUAGAUGUCUUGCUGAUAAUCAGGAGUAACGGUUAUCUACAAGAAGUUACUGCAAACAAGUAGAUGCGGUUUAAGCACUGUAGAGCAAAGUGCCUGUUUUUGUUUCAAAUACAAGUUACAGGCUACUGAUAAAUUGAGAAUCUAGUUUUCUUAAGAAUUUGUCAUACUGCCCUUGAGAUGAAAUCAGCUGAAUGUUUUUGAAUCAAGUGGCAAAUAGAAGUUUGGUCCUGAAACCCAUUUGUGCGUAUAGCCCUUAAUUUCUCAUGAAGGACAGUUUGAACUAAGGACAUGCUUCUAACUUGAUCCUUUCUUAUCAUGGGGACUUAACAGACCACAAAAAUACAUGCAUUUCUUGGGCCUCUUAUAAACAUGGGAACUCUUAGAAACCUUUUUUUGAGACUACGAUAGCUGGUCUAAGUUUUGUUUUUUUCCUCUUGAGAUGUUUGUUCUUCAGUUAUAAGUCUAAGAUAGUUUUUUUUUUUGUUUUAAGGAAAAGUAUUAGUCCAUGCUUUGGGAGAUAUCACUACUGAGGUUUUACUCAGGUAAAACCUCCCUGAGUGGGAACUGUACCUGCUGCCUAUGGUAGGGCAGAUGGCCUGUUUGCAACAUAGAACAAGGUGGCAUCGUGUGGGCUGUUACUCCUCACUUAACUUUGGACAACAGUGCCUUACAUUAAAGUUUUUUAUGAACUGUAUCAUCUGAUGUGUUUUUUUACUUAAAGAAACCGUGAAAAAUUACUAAUUUACUGAGGUGCCUCUCUAUAUUCUUUAUAGGGAAAUCAUCUAUUCAACAAGAAUUACCUUCCAGUUUAACCCUCAGCAAAAGUUAAAACCACUAGGUAUGGUGUCCUUUAAAAUGAGUAAAAAUAAGUUUCAGUCUUUUAUUAUUGGCAAAAGUGCUUACUCCCACUAGAUUUAUAAGAAAUUUUAUGUUAGCUAUUCUUAUGAAAGUAAGAUAUUUGUAAUACACUUAAAGGAAAAAAGAACCCAAACCAGUGUAACAAGAGGAAUGCCUUUAAACAUGCAAAAUUUUAGCAACCUUGAUUUCUGUCCAUACCUAAAAGUGGACAUCACUGUUUUACAUACUUGGUUUGGGAAAAGAAACCGUUCAUUAUGCAGAUAACUUUUUGGAAUGGCAAGGUUUGGACCACUGCAGAAGCAACCCAAACUCAAGCUCCAGAACCUACUGAUUUUCUGGUAACACUGAAUGGGUGGCUAACAGCACUGUAACUCAUGCCUGAACAAAGAUUAUCUAAGAUGUAUUUUCUCUAUAAGGCACUUCACAGCCUCCAUGUGCCCAGAACAGUAGAUAACACUAUACUUGGGUGCCAUUUUAAACUGAAAUCACCAAGGUACAAAAUUUUAGAAAACAUGUACUAAACAGACUGUGGAAGAGACACAGUAUUGACAGUCUGAGAGCUGAAAGAAGAAGGCAAAGCAUCCUCUUCUUCAACCUCCACUGGAAAAGUGUGUUUGGUGCCUCAAAAUUUUCACCACACUGCAUGGGUAUGUGUCCACCACAACUGCCAAAGCACCACACAUCACAGAAGCAUAGCGUAUGUCAUACACAUCCUGAUUUGGGGGUUACAGAUAAGUUUCAGUAGGCAAAUUUACAAACAUGGACUCUGCAAAUAAAGAGAUGGACUACUGCUAAUCAUUUCAAGAUCAGACUAUUGGUGUUGAAAGAGGGAAGAUUUUUAACUCCGGCCUAUAAAGAAUAGCUAGUAAUAUUUAGGGGAACAUUUUUUUUUAAGAUUUUAUUUAUUUAUUUCUUAGAGAGAGAGAGAGACCACAAGUAGGCAGAGGCAGGCAGAGACAGAGGGGAAGCAGACUCCCUGCUGAGCAGAGAGCUGGAUGUGGGGCUUGAUCCCAGGACCCUGAGAUCAUGACCUGAGCGGAAGGCAGACACUUAACCCACUGAGCCACCCAGGCACCCCAGGGGAACAAUUUAAAAAGAAAAUGUCAGGUUUACAUUUACAACACCAGCAAAAGGUUCUUAAACAUGUUUAAAGGUAGAAGAAAGUUUACCUGAAAUAAAUUACAAUCCGGGAAUUCAGUUAACUGUAAUCAGCUUUUAAGUGUAGCUCAAGAUACCACCAUGUUUAAAACAACACAGCUUGAAUUCUCUGGAUUUUCUAGCUCCGGUUUCUAGCUGUAAAAUCUUCAGAUCACCUGUUAAGACAGCACUAAGUUACAUCUUAGAGUAAAGAUAAAAGAUACUUCAAAAAAUAAUUUAGGGAUCCUAAACUAUAACUAUUUCAAAUAAUUCUCUUAAUAGUGUUUAUAAUUUAAACAACUUUAAAGAAAUGGUUAUCACCUUUCUUACAGAGUAUACACCCCCACAAUCUUUUUUUUCCCCUUAAAGAUUUAUUUUGAGAGAGAUCAGGGGAGGGGCAGAAAGUCUUAAGCAGACUCCCCACUGAUAGGGAGCCAGACAUGGAGCUAGAUUUCACAAUCCUGAAAUCAAGAGCAAGAUACUCAACCGACUGAGCCAUACAGGCACCCCCAUUUCCACAAACUUUUAAGGAGCAUGUACCACUUUAAUACAUUCUGUAAUGAUUCAUUCCCAUGAAAAACAAUGGAUCCUGUAUUUAAAUUUUAAAAAUUUAAACAAUUUUUUAAAAGUAGGCUCCACACCAGGUGUGGAGCUUGAACUCACAGCUGUGAGACUGAGACCUGAGCUGAGAUCAAGAGUUGGACACUUAACCAACUGAGCCACGCAGGCGCCCCUCAUGUACCUAUUUUAAAUACUUUGAGUAAUAGCACUUUAACAUUUUAAAGAUACCUAGAAAAUUAAUGCAUGGGAAGAACUUUUUACAUAUUCUUUAAAAUUCUUGCACCCUCUACCUACUAAAACAUUUUGCUGGUUUCACUUUAAUCUUUUUUUUUUUUUUUUUUUUUUUUUUUUUUUUUUUUUUUUAAUGCAAUCACUACUGUUCUUAGCAGAAAAUCCCUAAGAUGCUUCCAAAAGCACUUAAAUCCUGGGAUCCAAUACCUGUGCAGUCAAGCCCACAGGAAGUACUGGUGUUCCCAGGUUUCUCAUUAGCCCAUAAUAUACAAGCUUACACCUCAUCAAGAAGAAGGGAUUGACUUUUAUUCUUAAUGGGAUGCACAUAUCUUUUUCAAUUUAUAACUUAUUUUAUACUUUGCUCUUAGAAUAAGAGCAAAUCUCUAGCUGCAUGGCUGAUAAUGAUAUUGUAGAAACUUCACUUUCCUAACAAUUACAUGUUAGCAUUUUUUAAAGUGAAAUGCUUGUCUUUUUAAAACUUCAAAAAUGAAAUUAACUGGGAAAGGCGUAGGUGGCUUUUCUAAUUGGUUGUUGCAUCACAGAAGCAUAACGUAUGUCAUAUACAAGACUCACUUUGGUUCAGGCCAGCAUCCUGUGCUUUGUAAAUCACAAAAUAUGGUUUGUGCUGAGCUCAAAGAAACUCCUUUUGACCAAACAUGUAAUUAUCUCAAGUUCUAGUCAGUAACAUACACAUACUGAUUUAAUCUCAGCCUUCACUGAGCAAAUAAACGUUAAUGUUCUCAAAGGAAGAGACUUGCCAAUUAAGCUAUCCUCUUAGGGAGUUUGGUUAUACUAGGUAUUUCAUCCAAGUGGGAACACACCUGUUCUUUAUGGUUCCAGCAGUCCUUGAUUUAGCAAGUAUACUGUAAAGUAUGUAGAAAGGUAUCUACUACUCAUUUAAGGGCUGAUGGCUUAGAUUCACUGAUUAUUUUUUCUUAAAACUACCUGAGAUUUUUUUUUGGGGGGGGGCGGUGGGGAAGACCCCUCUUGGAAAGCCUGCCUAAGUGCAAAACUUCAAUCCUGAUGUUACUGAGGUCAGACCAGUGGUUCGCUUCCGGAGAUUUUGUCAUCGUGCACCCCACAGAGAGCAAACUGCUGAUGGGCACACUGCAAUUCGGCCUUUUACUGUCAUCACUCCUCAGUGACUGCAGGAAACAAUCUCUCAGGGAAGGUUUUAUAUGUUGAAGAUCCCCAAAAAGUCACCAAGCAAGGAGGUUUACCUGCUGAAGAUGCUCUGUUUUUUUGCACCAAUCCUCGCCUUUGUGGUUUUCUGGAGGGAAAACCCAGAAGCAGCACCAGCAGGCAGCAGAUGACGGAGUGCUUCAAGUUCACAGCCAAGCUGCUUCCUUCACACACUGCCUGUGACUUUGAAAGUUAAAAAAAAAUAUGUUGUUUCUACACUAUUUGUUUAAAAAAAAAAAAAAAAAAAAAAGCUUUUAUGACAACUGUUAAAAGGAAAAUUACUGCCAUAAAUAGUAUGACUAACCUUAACCAAACCUCUCUGGUUUAUUCUUCCUUCCUUACAUUCCCCAUUAUUCUGAGUAGCAUUUCAUCAAUUUUAUGUCUCAGCAAAAAUUCUGCUAAUAUUUUAUCUCAGAAGCUAAACUGGGUCAGGCCUGGUUAGUACUUGGAUGGGAGACCCUUCUCUAUCAUUUAUUUCUAUCUUAAAAAAAAAAAAGGCUAAUGGAACUUUCAAAGUAUUGCAGUUUUCUAUUUUCUCUUGAUAAUUCCUUUCUCUGCUAUUGAAGACAUAUUUCUAGAGAUGAGACCAGACCACAAUUCCUCCAAUCUCUUCUAUUUGUAGUUUAGUGUUCAAACUCUUUAAUUAAGGAAAGCUAUGUCUGAUAGCUGCUAACAAAGAAAUCUCACUUGGGGGCGCCUGGGUGGCUCAGUGGGUUAAAGCCUCUGCCUUCGGCUCAGGUCAUGAUCCCAGGGUCCUGGGAUGGAGCCCCACAUCCGGCUCUCUGCUCCACGGGGAGCCUGCUUCCUCCUCUCUCUCACUCUCUGCCUGCCUCUCUGCCUACUUGUGAUCUCUGUCUGUCAAAUAAAUAAAUAAAAUCUUUAAAAAAAAAAAAAAGAAAUCUCACUUGUGUAAUUAUCAAAAACAAUUUACCUUGAUCCGUCAUAGUAUUCUUUUUAGAAGUCUGCUUUAUUGGAUACUAUAGAGAAUCAUUAAUUAAAGCAUUUUUCCCAAGUAUGUAUCUUAAAAUACAAAGAGCAAAAAGUCUACUUGGUACAGAAUCAAGGACAUACCUUCCUAUUCUCAAAAAACCACAGAAGGCAGAUUUCAAAGAUAAUGGCUAUUAUGGAAACCUACUUUGAGGCUGUUAAAAUGAGAGCUCAAAGACAAAUUUUCUAUUUCAUCAGCUCCUCAAAUUGAACCUGGCCAGAGUUUACUUCAGUAAAAUGGAAAAAAAGAAAAAGUAAAACUCACCAAGUGUUUCACUAUGGCUAGAAUCCAGGUGCAACAAACAGUUUAAAAAAAUAAACUAUAUACAAUUAGAUGCAGCUUUAAGAAUAAAUUCUUUAGAUUUUUUAAAAGUUAUAUUUUUCUCAACAUUUAUUUUUUACUCACAAAAUAAAGAUAUACACAGCAACUAGCUUAGAAGGAACAAAGGACAACAGUUAAGAGGUAACUCUCCCUCACCCUCCUCCACUUCCACCUCCAAGAGGGAGAAGACUAUGUGUGUGCUUAAUCAUUUUAGAAAACUUAAAGAGCACAAUCUCCAAAAGCUUUACAUUAACCUGACCCUUUCACCUACAAGAACAGCCAAGAUUUUAAAAAGGAUAGAUG